AUGGUUACCCCCGAAUACGACUACCUUUUCAAGCUCCUCCUCAUCGGAGACUCUGGUGUCGGAAAGUCCUGUCUUUUGCUCAGAUUCGCAGAUGACACCUACACCGAGAGCUACAUCUCGACUAUCGGAGUCGACUUUAAAAUCCGCACGAUCGAGCUCGAUGGCAAGACUGUGAAGCUUCAGAUCUGGGAUACAGCUGGCCAGGAGCGGUUCCGGACCAUCACCAGUUCCUACUACAGAGGGGCGCAUGGCAUCUGUGUCGUGUAUGAUGUGACGGACAUGGACUCCUUCAACAACGUCAAGCAGUGGUUGCAGGAGAUCGACCGCUACGCGACGGAAGGUGUGAACAAGCUCCUCGUGGGCAACAAGAGUGAUAUGGCGGACAAGAAGGUGGUCGACUAUGCUGUCGCAAAGGAAUUUGCCGACAGUCUUGGAAUCCCAUUCUUGGAGACCUCGGCAAAGAACGCCACCAACGUCGAGCAGGCCUUCUUGACGAUGGCCCGACAGAUCAAGGAGCGCAUGGGAUCCACUGCUGUCAACAACAAACCCGCGGUCACGGUCAACAACGGUCGGGACGUCCAGCAGGGAGCGGCUGGAGGUUGCUGUUAA
Tricharina praecox is the source of this 609-nucleotide messenger RNA. RefSeq names its product small GTP-binding protein. Gene Ontology annotation, molecular function: GTPase activity; GTP binding. The record is from RefSeq and is a predicted model, not a curated record. The transcript has 8 exons. The coding region runs from base 1 to 609 and encodes 202 amino acids. NCBI's taxonomy places the organism in Eukaryota, Fungi, Ascomycota, Pezizomycetes, Pezizales, Pyronemataceae.